GCCAACUUCGCUUCAAAAAAAAGAGGCACACAUACACAUGCGCACACAGACACACAGACACACACACUCACAGCUACACACGUGAAGCCGUCCACCAUGUCAUGGGAACUGACCUAGGCACGUCACCCGAUGGCCAUCUGCACGUCACCCGAUUGAUUAGCACCCACUCGCUCACUCACCGACACACACAAGGGGUGAAUGCCAUUCAAACACAUGAACGAACAGGAAAGCGGAGCUCGUCGCGUUGCCGUUCAUCUGUCUCUGUCCCUGUCUCAAGGCCGGCCAUCGACACCAAAAAAAAAGUGGAGAGAGAGAGGGCAGCCAGCCAGAAGCACACGGGAAGAGAGAAGAGGUCAGCCAGAGGGACGACGGCGCAACACACACACACACUCGCAGGUGAUGAUAUGUACAGGCGCGCGUGUGUAUGUAUGUGUGUGUAUUGCUGGGUGUAUGGGUGGGGAGAUGGCUGUCAGCAGAAUCGCCGCUACGCCCCAUUUCUGUGAGAGUGGAUGUGUGACGCACAUCCACUCUGCGCCCUCAUUCCUCCUCCUCCUCCGAUGAGGGCGGUGGUGCUUCCCAACCCGCCAGAUGUGGUUCUUCUGGCUGUGGCUGUGGUUGUGGUGGUGGUGGUUGGACCAUGUUGGCGGCGGCCUCUGCAUUCUUCUUAGCCUUGGCCUUAGACCUGCACACACACCACAGCAGAAGGCACCGAUUUGUGUGCGUCGUCUCCUCAGCCCAUGAAUCUCCCUGUGUGUGGUGUGAGGUGCGACCAGUGUGUGCCCUUACUUCUUGGGCAGCAGGACGGAGUGGAUCUUGGGCAGUACGCCGCCCUGAGAGAUGGUCACGUCCUUCGUGUACUUGGCGAGCUCCUCGUCGUUCUUGAUGGCCAACAUCAGGUGGCGGGGCGUGAUGCGAAUCUGUCGCACACCACACACAAACCACACCUCACACCCCUCCCUCCCUCCCUCCCUGACCUUCUUGUGGGCCUUGGCAGCAUUGCUGGCCAGCUCCAGCACCUCAGCAUACAGAUACUCGAGCACAGCCGCCAGGUAGACGGGCGCCGUGCUGCCGACGCGCUUGGCAUAGCGGCCCUUCUUGAGGUAGCGGGCGAUGCGCGCCACGGGGAACUGCAGACCAGCACGCACCGACUGACUCACCUGCAGAACCAACCACACCACACCGCACCACACCGCAUAACGAACCAAGAAAGGGCGCCAACACACCACACCACAUAUCACACAGAUCCAUGGUGCCCAUCCAUGCUCCAUCUAUGUAUCCAUCCAUCCAUCUGCGUGCUGACCUUCUUGGUCUUCUCGGCGGUCUUGCCGCGGCCGCCCUUGCCUUUGCCCGACAUCACCGCACACACAGCACAGAUGCCUUCGCGAGGUGCACACGUGCAGAGAGGAGUGGUGGACAAGAUGCGCCGUCGGGUGGCUGUGGUCAGCUGCAGAUGGCCUUGGAAAGUGGCCGCUAAGAUCCUGUCCGCUCCGCGACGUAAAUUGCGCUUGCGGCCAGGAUAUCCUCUGUCAGAUCUGGGAUCCUCCUAUCAACAGGUUCAAAGCAGGUGCUGAUGAAUGAUGUUUGCUGACGGACUUGCCUCAAGAAGGAGGAGAGAGAAAGCCGAGAGCAGCAGCACAUACGUUAGCGUGAAAACAGCUGCUGCCGAGAACAGCUGAGCUGGCCAUGCCAUCGCAUUUGCCCCUCCCUCCCUCCCUCCCUCCCUCCAUCCAUCCAUCCCUCCCUCCAUCCAUCCAUCCCUCCAUCCAUCCCUCCAUCCAUCCCUCCCUCCCUCCAUC
Vitrella brassicaformis is the source of this 1796-nucleotide messenger RNA. Lineage: Eukaryota; Vitrellaceae. The record is from the annotation of a GenBank genome assembly.